AUGUUCCUUUGCAGCUGGCACCCACUGGUGCUGGAUGAAGAUCGCCGAUGCUUCUCCCUCCACUGGCCGCAGGCCAUCUCCGCAGAGAAGUCGCAGGACUUCUUCCUCAAGCUGCUAGCUGUUGCGCCUUGGGUGGAGCUCCUCAACACGAAGGGGACAAGCGUGACGCGAAGUACCUGCUGGUUCUCCUCUGGCGGAUGUACCUGUGACUAUGCCUACGGUCGGGAGACGCGGGUGACCAAUGCUGAUGUGAUGAACGCUGCAGACGGUCGUGCCCAAGCGGAGGAUAUGACCGGCUCAGACCAGUUCAUCCAUGGAUCCGUGGAGGCGGAGCCCCUCUCGGACGAGUCGCUGAGCGGCUUCAAGGCUGCAAUGGAGGAGAUCAUGCAGCACGUGUUCGGCGACCUUUUCCCCGGAUUGGAGAAGGAGGCUUGGCCCAACAGCGCCAACAUCAAUCUGUACCGUGAUGGUCGCCAGGGUGUGGGUUGGCAUGCAGACGAUGAAUCGCUCUUCUGCGGCAAGGACUCCGACUGCCCAGUGGUCAGCAUCUCUCUCGGAGCGACCCGCGAGACCGGUAUUAAGAGCUUGGCGGCUCCAUGGGGCAGCUGGAGGAGUUUAAUUGCCCGAAAGCAGCGCCAAGAGCCAGGCCGCUGGUGGUGCCUGGCUGCAGGGGCUGCACUCACAGCAUGCAAUGCUCGCCGGCAGCAUCGCAAAAAGACGAGGACUUCAGAAGCCUUGUACGUGAGUUUGGAGGAUGCCGUAAUUGAGGAGCCUCUGGAAGAGCCGCAUGUCUCACAACUGGCCUCUGUGUUUCAGAGCUUAGUUGGAAAUGGCAUGGGCGUGAUCCCCACUGAUACUCAGCAUGCUUAUGUUACGCCUGUGAGCAGCAAGAGUGGCGUGCGGCGGAUCUACGACAUCAAGGGUGUGGCAGCAGACCAGAGGAAACCACUCAGCCUGCUGUGCUCAGACUUGUCGAUGGCUUCGAAAUACUGCGAUGUGGCGGCGCUUCCUCGCAAAUGGUUUCAGAAUAUGAAAGCGUGCCUUCCAGGACCCUACACCUUCAUACUCCGGGCAUCUGGCGAAGUGCCGCGGAUUGUCAUGGACCACAAGAGCCGAAGCAAGGUCUGGAAACGCCGCGAGGUUGGCAUCCGAGUGCCAAACAACUCCAUCGUGUGGCAGCUCGUCGAGGACUUGGAGGCUCCUUUGUUGGCCUCCUCAGCCCCAGAUUCUGCGGUGGAGAUCUGGACCGAGCAGAAGGACAAGCUGGACUUCGUGGUGGGUGCUGAGGCAAUAGUCGAGAUGUGGGCCGGUAUGGAGAAGGAAGACCGCGUCUCCACGGUCGUCGACCUGACGAUGGAGGAGCCGGUCUUGCGUCGUCAGGGCCUUGGCGAUGUCAGCAUGUUCGACGAUAUGGUGGACGCAGCCAUGUUUGAAUAG
This is a messenger RNA of Symbiodinium sp. CCMP2592, 1437 nucleotides long. The record is from the annotation of a GenBank genome assembly. NCBI's taxonomy places the organism in Eukaryota, Dinophyceae, Suessiales, Symbiodiniaceae.